UCUCAUGUGGCGGCCGGGCGCGGCCUGCGCUCCUCUCUUCUCCCGGGUCGCGGCCCGGGGCCGGCGGAGAGGCGGGCGCUGGAAGGAGCAGGAGGAGGCCGCGGUGGUGGCGCCUCCUCUCCGGAGAAGUGGCUGCGGCUUCGCUCUCCUGGGCCGGCCGGAUGUGCAGCCGCAUUGUUUAUAUGGUGUUCUCAUAGUCAAAUCCAAGAGUGCUCAACUGCAAUGCGCAAGAAGUGCAGGAACUCGAAUUGACAAAAGCUCAAUAGAUGAAACUACAUAUGAAAAGCUUGCUGAAGAAACCCUGGAGUCAUUAACAGAUUUCUUUGAGGAGCUGGCAGACAAGCCCUUUACUCCUCAAGAUUAUGAUGUCUCAUUUUCGGCUGGAGUAUUAACAGUUAAAUUGGGUGGAAGCAUGGGAACAUAUGUGAUCAACAAACAGACACCAAACAAACAGAUAUGGCUGUCCUCUCCAAGCAGUGGCCCGAAGCGUUAUGACUGGACUGGAAAAAACUGGGUUUAUUCUCAUGAUGGAAUCUCUCUUCAUGAACUACUUGCAAUGGAAUUUUCUGUUGCAUUAGAAACCAAAUUAGACUUAUCAGCUCUAGCACAUGCUGGAAGAAAACGUUCUUGAUAAUAUUGACCGUAAAGAAUUCAAAGACUUUGAACUUUGACACAUGGUCUUCCCCUUUUUUGUAAAUGUGUUAAUCCAAUUUUAAAUUCCGCAGGAUUUCUAUAAAUUCACUUUUAUUCUGGAACAAUGAAAGCAACUCCCACCCA
Molecule: messenger RNA, 777 nt
Organism: Lacerta agilis (Sand lizard)
Lineage: Eukaryota; Metazoa; Chordata; Lepidosauria; Squamata; Lacertidae
Gene: FXN
Product: frataxin
Exons: 5
Coding region: 5-631 (208 amino acids)
Biological process (GO): intracellular iron ion homeostasis; iron incorporation into metallo-sulfur cluster
Cellular component (GO): mitochondrion
Molecular function (GO): ferroxidase activity; iron chaperone activity; ferric iron binding
Source: RefSeq, a predicted model, not a curated record